This is a messenger RNA of Marmota monax (woodchuck), 1737 nucleotides long. RefSeq lists its product as uncharacterized. The coding region runs from base 1123 to 1737 and encodes 204 amino acids. The record is from RefSeq and is a predicted model, not a curated record. Lineage: Eukaryota; Metazoa; Chordata; Mammalia; Rodentia; Sciuridae. The transcript is spliced from 2 exons.
UUGGGCUUUUUUGAGUAUUCAAUAACUUAUUGCAGUUGUCAUUUAUCCAUUAAGAUUAUGUUGGAAAGUUUUACUACUUUUUUUGCUUUAGUGUUUUGCUUCACAUGUGUUGCUCUCUGGAUUUUAUUAUACCAACUUUAUUCAUCAAUUUCACUACUUAUAACUAAUUAUUGGGGCUAAGGAUAUAGCUCAGUUGGUAAUGUACUUGCCUUGCAUUCACAAGGCCCUGGCUUCAAUCCCCAGCACCACAAAAAAGUACCUUAUUGAAUGAUUGAGAGCAUUUCCCUAUGUGAGAGCCUGCUCUUCUAACUCUCAUUACAACCUUUGUCAAAUUAAAUAUUGUGUCAAUGAUCAUAUGGUUGAUGUGAUAUAUAUUUAAUCAUUUUUAUUUCAGGAACCAUUGAUGUUCAAGGAUGUGGCAAUUGCUUUCUCUGAUGAGGAGUGGAAAUGCCUGGACCCUGUUCAGCAGACUUUAUAUGGAGAUGUGAUUUUUAGAGAUCUAUAAAAACCUGGUCUUUGUGGGAAGACAGCUUAGGUCCCCCAAGUGCCUCUCUUUAAAAUGCAAAGCCAUCCACUGUGACAAAAAUAUCAAUCAGUAAGCUGCUUCUGUAGAUAAAGCCAAGUCUGCAACAGAGAUGUUACCUGCUCCCCAACACCUGGUGAACUCAGGAUGAGCUAAGGACAACAGAUGGCACCCUUGUACCCUCUCACUUGGGGACCAGGUAUGUAGUCCACAUAUGCAGAACACUGAGUCUCCCCCGCUUUGCAGAGAUCUGUCUUUGCAGCGCCUCCAGGGGUUGCCUGCGUGGCACAUCCCCAAUGGCUGAGCACAUAUUAAAUAAUACAAAUGCUUUCUACAGCCUUUGUGGUGAGAUUUUUGGCUUAAGAAAACUUGGUUUUUAAUUCUACUUCAAUGCUCCCCUCAAAACUGGAAAUGCUCUGCGUGGCUUACUAGUUAAAUGUCACCAUGAGGGAACAAGAAUGAGGGAGGAGGAUAAGUCAAGAAUUACUUGAAAAUAACAAAUUCUUAAAAAAUUCAUCGUGUUAUCUACAAUUCCCUCUCCAAGUCUGCAGUCCAACUAGUAUGCGCAGUGCAGCGGCAGUGGCCUGCGGCCGAGGAAGAUGGGAACAGUUCGCUCCCAAAGGGAAAUCUUCAAAGAAGGUUCAAAUAUCUUAAUGACCUUUUCUGGACUCUUCCAAAGGCCGCCUGGUCCCGCCACCCCACGAUCUGGCCCUGCUUACCAGGUGGCCUGCCAAAGGGCCCCUGGCCCAGCCCGAGCCUGCGCAGGGGGCCACCAGGCCCCACUCCGCCCUCGGUGUAUUCCCAUUGUGAACGCAGCCUCUGCCCUGAGCUGGGGAGGCUUCAGCUGGGUGGUGCCCUUGUUGUCCUGGACACAGACGCCAUGCCCAGGCAGCUCCAGGCCUUCAGGUGACCCAGCGCGACUCCAGGGAGACAGAGGCAGGACGUCUUCACUCCCAGGCCUGAGCCCCCUAGGAGUGGGGCCGUUGGAGGCUGAAGGACAUGCAGGAUGCACGUGGGCCACCGACUCCUGGGGACCGGGUGGACCCAUGUGGACCCGCUGGUGGCAUUGUGGGCCCAACUGGGCCAAGCCUGAGUGGUGUGACCAUCAGGAACCUGGAAGCCCACUGCGAGCAUUGGGCAUUCCUGGUGGGGACCAGGCCUACGGCUGGGGCGCUCCGCACUCCGGGGCGCCAGGUGCACACAGGCUGAGAUGA